Messenger RNA from Ruditapes philippinarum (Manila clam), 4154 nucleotides. RefSeq names its product transient receptor potential cation channel subfamily A member 1 homolog. Bases 230 to 1168 code for a protein of 312 amino acids. NCBI's taxonomy places the organism in Eukaryota, Metazoa, Mollusca, Bivalvia, Venerida, Veneridae. The record is from RefSeq and is a predicted model, not a curated record. The transcript has 13 exons.
UAUAAACCAUAUACAAUAAGUAUCACAUGUUUAAUAUAAAUGAAAAAAGUACAAUGAUUUUGAGUAUAUUUUCAGAAAUGAGAAUGGAAAUACCGCUCUACAUGAAUUAUGUCAGAACUUUACAAAACAGUUGAUUACAGAUUCAGUUGAACAGUUCAAAAAUUUAUUUCCACCAAAAAAGAACCGUGUAGCCGAACAUAUAAACCGAACGAAACUAUGUCAGUGUAGAAUGCAUACAAGGAAAGAUGAACAGAUAUGGUUUGACGCGGCAACAUCUACAAAUAGCGAUGGAUAUAACAUACUGGACCUUCUCCUCUUAGGAGAGCGUAAUCUUGAUGAACGAAAAAAGGUUAAGACUACUGUUCAGUACCUUUUUAAAGAAACAGAUAUGUUUUAUCUGUUGAAGCUUCUUAGAAACAAGCCACGUAGAUCUGAAGGAGACACCAAUGACAGCAAUGUAAUUGAUUCGCCAUUCAGACGACUGUUAAAGCUUUAUCCAGAAACACUUCCUGAUUUGAUGGAUAGAUGUAUAGUGAAAUGUACAGGAACGACAAAUUACUAUUUUGAGAUCCUAGAUGAUACAUACUUUUUGCAUACAUGGCCACCAAAAGAAGAAUAUUACUGCAAAUGGUUAUACCAAUGUACAUGGGACCAUAUUGGUGAAGCAGAAAAGGAAGGUCGUGAAGCUUAUUCAGAUCAAUUGUUGCUAAUAAAAAGCAACCACCCUGUUAUGCUUAUGCUGAAACACAAAAGGGAUGAGAAAGAUCCCCAAAAAAAGAAAAUUUACAAGCAGCUUUUAGCCCAUAAGCUUGUUACAGCUCUAAGAAGACAUAAAUGGUUCCAUAUUGGCAGAAAAUUUCACAUCUUAAGCUUGAUCCUGUAUAUCCUGUUUCUAAGUAUCCUGACAACGUUUGUGGUCGAAAUCAACUCUUUAAACAUUGGCUUUCCAGAGACAAGCAAUAUAUCUACAACUUCACACACCACAGGUUAUAUAUAUUCAACUGUGUGCACUACAACAUAUGUAUGCAAGAACAGCUCAGUGAUUUGCAACAGCACGACCGAUUGUUAUAAUACAAGUUCCUAUAAUGUGACAACCACGCAACCACUCAUAACAUUGACACAUGUAAAACGUAUGGAAAUUAUCCAUCGAUUACAGGCCUGCAAGUAGCUGUUAUUUUUCUGGCAACACUCCUGCUUUUAAAAGAGAUAUACCUUAUUGCCAUUGUAUUUGGUCGUGCAUACUUCAAACUACUGAAAAACGAUAUGAAAUUGAUAACUCCUAUUACAGCAAUAGCUUUUGUCAUAAAUCUCUCGGAGUGCGAACACACAUCAUACAGAGAGAAUUGGCAGUGGACUUUAGGCACAGUGGCUAUCUUUUGGACGUGGACAGAUCUGUUAAAUUAUUUUGAGAAAUUCGACAGAGUUGGAAUUUUUGUUUCUAUGUUCAAAAGAAUUAUGAAAACGUUCAUGAUUAAUAUUUUCCCAAUCGUUGGUAUUUUAACAGUAGCAUUUGCGUUAGCGUUUAUGUGUGUUCGACAAAAGCAGGAUCAUUUCAAAAAGUUAUUGAUGACCUUAUUGUCAACUUUGGCAUUAAUGGUAGAUGGGUUCGAGUAUGAAACGAUGAGUGACGCUAAUAUUAAUGUUAUGACUAUUACCAGCUAUUUGACAUCCAUCCUCUUUUUAAUCACAAUGAUCAUUGUGAUAAUGAAUCUUAUGGUUGGUGUGGCGGUGAGAAAUGUUCAAGAUAUUUACGUGAAAGCGAUGGAGGAACAUUCAACUUUACAGAUUGAGCUCAUUUUGGAUUUAGAACAUAUAUGUCAGCUUUUUCUCAAUGCCCUCAAAAGAUUUGGUUGUACAAAAAGAUUAAGAAAAUGGCUCAAGGUAAAAUUCAUCCAGGAUCCAAAGAUGGAAGUGCCCCUUGGACGCUUAACUCCCGAAGAAUGAUUAAAUCGAAGAAAUACGUAAAAAACAAUAAAAUUCGCAAAAUUGACCUGACAGAGCUGGUGGAAAAGGCAACAGUAUAUAUAGAUGAACCUCUGUUUUCAAAGAAAUAGCAUUUAUAUACAGAUAUCCUCAAUUAACAGAAUCACCUUAAAGGAAUAGUUAUGUAGCGAACUGUAUUUCUGAAAACUGUGCAAUUAUAGCAAACUAAAUUUUAAAAUGGAUGCAAGCAUGUAUAUAACCAGUAUAAUGUAAUUGAUAAUGUAGAUAAUCAAUAUAAAUAUAUUAACUGUGCAAUUAGAACAGAUUAAAUUGUUAAAUGGUUGAAUGGUUGAAAGCAUGAAUAUAACCAUGUAUGAUGUUAAUUGAUAAUAAAGAUUAUAAAUGUAAAAGUUCAAACAGACACUGCUGACAUGGCGUAGCAUAGCAUUUACCAUGAAUAAUGUAACUGAUGAUGUAGAUUAUAAAUAUUUUUAUUAUUAAAUGUUCUAACAAACAUUGCUGACAUGGAAUAGCAAAGCAAAAUUUUGAUAGUAUUGUGUAUUUAAUUGUGUUGUUCAUGCCAUAGCAGAAUAUGAUAAAACAUUUUAUUUUACUAUUUUAUUUUAUAUAAUUUAGUAACCUUAAUUCGUUAUGAAAUCGAAAUACCUUAAUGAAUUUUUACUAUGAAGUAGUUAUUCAAAAUUUGCUGUUUUAAUGUAUGUUCGGAGCAGGGCGGGAUUGUUUCUACUGUAUCUUACCUGACCUGAAAAACUGUCAUUAGACGGGAUAUAUCUACUUAUUUAGCGCACCAAACUUAUUUUUCUGACUCAAAGGCAAUUAAUUUCUUCUUUAAAGUACAUUUUCAUAAUAACUACUCGUUUUUAAUCCGAAAUGAUUAUCAAUAGCUUUUCUGAGAUUGGUUUUACUAUAUUUUUUGAUUCCGUGUUAAUCGCAUUCAAAUAUCAUUUUUAAAAUAGCCUUUUUGUUUGUUUGCUUUUUAAACACAUAGCAUACUUUUGCUGUUAAGUUGCUUCUGUUUUCAAAAUAAUUGUACCAAUUUUGUCAACUGCUUGAAAACAAAAUUUUCUACUUUUUAAAAAAAAAAUGUAUCACGACUGGUGUAAUAACAAGCAUCAUUUUAUAAUUUGAGAUAGUUACAAUUUAAAAGUGAUAUUAUGUUCAUUUUAAAUCAACAUUGUCAUACUGAGCUGUAUUAGCUUAAAUAUCUACUAAAAGAUCGAUUAAUAUAUAAACGUACAACGGGGAUUGACCAAUAUUUGAUAAUGACAUAAGUAACAAUCGAUUUAUAAAGACCUCCAAACAACUAAAAUGCCUGCCAAACACUUUUUAUUAAAAAACGUUCUCGAGUAAUGUGGGUAAUUGAUUAUUUUUUUAAGUAUAUUUACAAAGUGAAUAUAACUACAUACUACAAAAUAUAAAGUGAAUAUAAUUAUAACUUCUUCCUGUACACUCUCCACUAACACUAGAAAACGCAUAAUGUCACUGUAAUAAUCAAGAUUGAAUGUUUCAUCAUAUAAGACGAACGUGUGCAAAUUUUACUCUCAAACAAACUAACAAACUAAUAAAAGUAUAUAGCGCAAAACAUGCGAGGAAAGGUUCCUUAAUUAUAUUGGUUCUUAGUUAUUUGCUUAUGCUCUGUCUUUCUUUUCUCGUAUUCGUAUCAUUUACCUGAUUUUUGUGUGGGUGUGUUAAGGGAUGUGUUGGUGCGUGCGUGCGUGUGCGUGUGUUGGUGAAUGCGUGCGUACGUGUGUGCGUGUGUGCGUCUUUGCAUGCGUGUGUAUAAGUUUUAUAAGGGUCCAUCCGAGCAAAUAUUAUGGGCUUAUGUGGCUAUGGGAACAAUAUGUAACAGUUACUAUUCUUUGAUCUUUUUCAUUUCGUAACGUUUUGUGUUUGUUUGUUUGUUUUUUUUUUUGUUGUUGUUGUUGUUUUUUUUGUGAACAAUAAAAUAGUCACAUUAAACCAAAACGUUAGAACGUCCGCUAUUUCAGGCACUGAGAGUCCGGAUCCCGGACAGGUCACCAAUCAUGCCUUUCUUUAUUUUUAUCUAAAUAUAUAUGUAAAUUUAUAUAUAUGUAAAUUAUGUUAAAAUUAAUGACUAUAUAAUUAAGUGACAUGUAGGCCCAACGUGGCCUGGUGUUGUAAAAACAAUAUGUAUCGUUAUUAUGUAUGUACAUAACACAAUGUCACUAUAAUAAAAUUUACUUAUCUUA